CCAAUUUCUCUUCAUAUUCCUUUGUUUUUAAGUCCAAAGGGUAUGGCCUAAUUUAGCUUUAAAGAGGAAUUAGUUGAGAUCACUAGGAGAAAAUUAAGAUGAAAAUCCAGUGUGAUGUGUGUGAGAAAGCUCAAGCUACUGUGAUUUGCUGUGCUGAUGAGGCAGCUUUGUGCACAAAAUGUGAUAUUAAAGUUCAUGCUGCCAACAAAUUUGCUAGUAAACAUCAAAGGCUUCUUCUUCAGUGUCUCUCUAACAAACUUCCUGUUUGUGAUAUUUGCCAAGACAAAACAGCCUUCAUUUUCUGUGUUGAGGAUAGAGCUCUAUUUUGUAAUGUGUGCGACGAGUCAAUCCACUCAGCUUCUAGCAGCUUAUCUGCUAAGCACCAACGCUUACUAGCCACUGGAAUUCGGUUAGGUUUGAGCUCAAGCUACUAUAAUGAUGCCAUAAAAAGCCAAAUGGAGCGACAACCUCCCAAGCAGAGUUCUCAGCAGCUUUCCAUUGAAACAACUUCUCAGCAUUUGCCAAAUAUUGCAUUACCAUCUUUGGCUGUUGAUGGCUUACUAGGUUUUUCAGAACGCGAGUCCAAUCACAAGAAGGAGCAACUUGAACUCGACGAACUUAAGUGGUUGAAAGACAUUGGUCUGUUUGGUGAACAACCGGCAGCUGCAGUACCUGACAUGUCAAUAUCUCAAUCAAGAAACGUCGACAUGCCUAAUAAAAAGCCCAGAGUAGAAAUCCCAUAUCACAAUGAGUACUAUUUUACAGUCCCGAAUCUUGGUUGAACUCCAAUGUCAACAAGUUAGUAUAUGUUACAAGUUACAACAUGUUAGCAUUGGUUUCAUUAUGGAGUAUUUGUGAAAAUAUAUGUAAUUGUGCAUGCAUGUAUUAAAUAAUUAGUGACCUCAUGAUCAGUGGCGAAGCCAAAACUUUUACUAAAAGUGUUCAAAACUUCAUAUUAUGUAUAAAACUAAUAUUUGACCUA
Molecule: messenger RNA, 982 nt
Organism: Nicotiana tabacum (common tobacco)
Lineage: Eukaryota; Viridiplantae; Streptophyta; Magnoliopsida; Solanales; Solanaceae
Product: B-box zinc finger protein 24
Biological process (GO): photomorphogenesis; regulation of DNA-templated transcription
Cellular component (GO): nucleus
Molecular function (GO): zinc ion binding
Source: RefSeq, a predicted model, not a curated record